Messenger RNA from Cynocephalus volans (Philippine flying lemur), 1404 nucleotides. RefSeq names its product angiopoietin like 6 (gene ANGPTL6). The transcript has 5 exons. NCBI's taxonomy places the organism in Eukaryota, Metazoa, Chordata, Mammalia, Dermoptera, Cynocephalidae. The record is from RefSeq and is a predicted model, not a curated record. The coding region runs from base 1 to 1404 and encodes 467 amino acids.
AUGUCGGCCCCCCGGCUGCGCGCGCUGCAGCUGCUGCUCCUGCUGGGCGCGUUGUGGGCGCGGGCGGGCGCCCCGCGCUGCACCUACACCUUCGUGCUGCCGCAGCAGAAGUUCACGGGCGCCGUGUGCUGGAGCAGUCCCGCGGCCGCACGGCCGGCGCCGGAGGCCGUGAACGCCAGCGAGGUGGCGGCGCUGCGCAUGCGCCUGGGCCGCCACGAGGAGCUGCUGCGCGAACUGCAGCGGCUGGCGGCGGCCGACGGCGCCGUGGCCGGCGAGGUGCGCGCGCUGCGCAAGGAGAGCCGCGGCCUGAGCGCGCGCCUGGGCCAGCUGCGCGCGCAGCUGCAGCACGAGGCGGGGCCGGGGGCGGGGCCGGGGGCGGGGGCGGAGCCUGCCGCCGCCCUGGCGCUGCUCGGGGAGCGCGUGCUCAACGCGUCUGCCGAGGCGCAGCGCGCCGCCGCCCGCUUCCACCAGCUGGACGUCAAGUUCCGCGAGCUGGCGCAGCUGGUCAGCCAGCAGAGCGGCCUCAUCGCCCGCCUGGAGCGCCUGUGCCCGGGGGGCGCGGGCGGGCAGCAGCAGGUCCUACCACCUCCCCUGGUACCUGUGGUUCCAGUCAGUCUGGUAGGUGGCACCAAUGACACCAGCAGGAGGCUGGACCCAUCCCCAGAACCCCAGAGGGACCAGAUCCUGAGACAACAGGGACCAUUGGCCUCUCCCAUGCCUGCAGGGCACCCUGCUGUCCCCACCAAGCCAGCAGGCCCAUGGCAGGACUGUGCAGAGGCCCACCAGGCAGGCCAUGAGCAGAGUGGAGUGUAUGAGCUGCAGCUGGGCCGGCAUGUGGUGUCAGCAUGGUGUGAGCAGCAGCUGGAAGGUGGAGGCUGGACUGUGAUCCAGCGGCGGCGAGAUGGCUCUGUCAACUUCUUCACCACCUGGCAGCACUACAAGGUGGGCUUUGGAGAGCCUGAUGGGGAAUACUGGCUGGGUCUUGAACCUGUGCAUCAGCUGACCAGCCGUGGGGACCAUGAGCUGCUGGUGCUCCUGGAGGAUUGGGGAGGCCGUGGGGCACGUGCCCGCUAUGAUGGCUUCUCCCUGGAGCCUGAGAGCGACCACUACCGCCUGCGGCUUGGCCAGUACCAUGGUGAUGCAGGAGAUUCCCUUUCCUGGCACAAUGACAAACCCUUCAGCACCGUGGACAGGGACCAAGACUCUUAUUCUGGUAACUGCGCCCUGUACCAGCGGGGAGGCUGGUGGUACCAUGCCUGUGCCCACUCCAACCUCAAUGGCAUAUGGCACCGUGGUGGCCACUACCGCAGCCGCUACCAAGAUGGUGUCUACUGGGCUGAGUUUCGUGGUGGGGCCUACUCUCUCAAGAAGGCUGCCAUGCUGAUCCGGCCCCUGAGGCUGUGA